GUCUCCUCUACUCUAGUCCUCUCUGCUCUGCUUAGCGAUCACAUUUCACGGCGGCUUGAAUUUGAUGGCAAAUUUGUAUGUACGGGCGGCGCCGCCGACGGAUCUAAAUCGGAACACCGAGUGGUUCACGUACCCGGGGGUGUGGUCCACCUACAUAUUCAUACUCUUGUUUUCCUGGCUCAUCGUCUCCUCUUUUACCGGAUGCUCUCUCGGCAUUGCUUGGACCAUUGUCCACCUCUCCCAUUGUAUCGUUACAUACUACUUCUUUCACUGGAAGAAAGGAACACCUUUUUCUGAUGAUCAGGGUAUUUACAAUCGACUGACUUGGUGGGAGCAAGUAGAUGACGGCAAACAGCUAACACGCAACAGGAAGUUUCUGACAGUUGUCCCUGUUGUACCGUACCUAAUAGCUUCCCACACAACUGGUUAUCAACACCCGAUGCUCUUUUUCAACACACUUGCGGUUUUUGUGUUGGUUGUUGCCAAGUUCCCAAACAUGCACAAGGUUCGCAUAUUCGGCAUCAAUGCUGACCAGUAAGCCGACUUAUUUGUACUAUAAAAUACAUACAGCAACAGCUCCCAACUAGUAUAUUGUUUCUUAUUGGCUUUGUAAAUUUACAACCACUAUAAGAUGCUUAAACAGUUGAACUAGGAAAGAGACAUACUACCAAGAAAACCAAGUGCUAUGUCAUGCGGGAUAAAUUUUCCUUGUUUGCUAGUCUUGUACUAGGUAAAAUCACCGAAAUUCCCAUGAAAUAAGAUAUUAUGUACUAAAAUUUUGUUUCCCAGAAAGCGGAUUCACAGUUUUUGGCCUACCAAA
This is a messenger RNA of Ipomoea triloba (trilobed morning glory), 820 nucleotides long. Its product is annotated as ORM1-like protein 2. Gene Ontology annotation, cellular component: endoplasmic reticulum membrane. Gene Ontology annotation, biological process: intracellular sphingolipid homeostasis; ceramide metabolic process; negative regulation of ceramide biosynthetic process. The record is from RefSeq and is a predicted model, not a curated record. The coding region runs from base 65 to 538 and encodes 157 amino acids. NCBI's taxonomy places the organism in Eukaryota, Viridiplantae, Streptophyta, Magnoliopsida, Solanales, Convolvulaceae. The transcript has 3 exons.